Molecule: messenger RNA, 1211 nt
Organism: Xyrauchen texanus (razorback sucker)
Lineage: Eukaryota; Metazoa; Chordata; Actinopteri; Cypriniformes; Catostomidae
Product: protein-lysine 6-oxidase-like
Exons: 6
Coding region: 141-1211 (356 amino acids)
Biological process (GO): peptidyl-lysine oxidation
Molecular function (GO): copper ion binding; protein-lysine 6-oxidase activity
Source: RefSeq, a predicted model, not a curated record
CAAGAUGUCGCUUAUGUCACUUUGAAACCGAUCCAGAACCCUUUAAAAUCUCCCGAAGCACCUGAACCAGCCCCUCCUCAGAGACACUGCAGGAGCUCCAGAAGGACCUCUUACAGAGAUUAACGGCUGCUGUGGAGCGGAUGAUGGAGAGGGUUUCCCGUGCAAGUGUGCUUCUGCUGUUCCUCUGUGUUUGUUCUUGUGUUCUGACCGUUUUCUCGCAGUUAAACGCCGGAUCGAGAGCGGCGGCGGGUGCGCCGCGCGCGCGGACGCGAUGGACGAAUAACGGGCGCGUGUUUGAUCUAGUGAGUCGCGGGUCCGAGUUUGUGCCACCGGGCCGAACAGAACCGAACCGACGAGCCGCUGGACCCGUGAUCCCGAUCAGUGACGGUAACAACACGAGCUCAAACUCUCCCAUAGAAACAACGGACACUCCGAGAACAGAAGACAUGAUGAUGGGAGAUGAUCCAUAUGAUCCAUAUAAAUCCAUCCGGAACAAUCCACACAAUAAUCCGUAUUAUAAUUAUUAUGACUCGUACUACAGACCCCGACACAGCACUCAGAGACACCACGGGUACGGAACCAGAUACUUCCAGAACGGUCUUCCGGAUCUUGUGGUGGACUCGUAUAAGAUCCAGGUGUCCACGUAUGUCCAGAGAGUGGCCAUGUACAAUCUCAGGUGUGCUGCGGAGGAGAACUGCCUGUCCAGUUCUGCUGCUGACGCUCGGGACUAUGACACCAGAGUUUUACUGCGGUUCCCUCAGCGGGUGAAGAAUCAAGGAACCGCAGACUUCCUCCCCAGCAGACCGAGAUACUCGUGGGAAUGGCACAGCUGUCACAAUCACUACCACAGUAUGAAUGAGUUCUGUCAUUACGAUCUGCUGGACGCGAGCACAGAGAGGAAAGUGGCGGAGGGUCAUAAAGCUAGUUUCUGCCUGGAGGAUACGUCAUGUGACCCGGGAUACCACCGCCGGUACGCCUGCACGUCUCACACACAGGGUUUGAGUCCGGGAUGUUAUGACACGUACGGCGCCGAUAUCGACUGUCAGUGGAUCGAUAUCACAGACGUUCAGCCGGGGAAGUACAUACUCAAGGUUACUGUAAAUCCAGGUUACCAGGUUUCAGAGUCAGACUUCAGCAAUAAUAUCGUCCGCUGUGACGUUCACUACACUGGGAACUAUGCUCACGUGUCCGGCUGCGCCAUGUCCUCGUAA